Homarus americanus (American lobster) is the source of this 3769-nucleotide messenger RNA. Its product is annotated as growth hormone-regulated TBC protein 1-A-like. NCBI's taxonomy places the organism in Eukaryota, Metazoa, Arthropoda, Malacostraca, Decapoda, Nephropidae. The record is from RefSeq and is a predicted model, not a curated record. The coding region runs from base 17 to 1045 and encodes 342 amino acids. The transcript is spliced from 7 exons.
GUCAGUAAGGGGGAGGAUGGCCGCGUCCUCUGAGUCCAGUAACAGCAGAAUAAGCGAUGUUGAUGAAUAUGGUUUUGAGAGACCUCCAGACUUUAAUUAUCAAACAUAUGAGGAGUUUAUGUCGAGGUACCUGACAGUAUUAACGAGAAGAGCAGCAAGAUGGUCUCACCUGCUGGGAGCGAGGGAGACUGUUGGAAGAGGGAUGAAGGUGAAACGUUAUGUGAGGAAGGGGAUUCCUAUGAAACAUCGUGGAAAGAUGUGGAUGGAGGUGAGCGGAGCCAAGAAGAAAAUGACGUCCCGGCCUGGUUAUUACCAGAGCCUUUUGGAGAUGCCGCGUGAUGAAGAGUUGGUCGAAGCCAUAAGGAUCGAUGUUCCGCGCACCUUCCCAGAUAACAUAUAUUUUCGUGACUACAAGGAGGGCAAGUUGACCAGUCUGUACAAUGUUCUGGUGGCCUUUUCCCAACACAAUAAGAAAAUUGGAUAUUGCCAAGGAAUCAACUACAUCGUUGGGCUGUUGUUGAUCGUCACGAAGGAGGAGGAGAGCACGUUCUGGCUGCUCAACACCCUCAUGGAAGACCUACUGCCAGAGUACUACACACCUGAUAUGGUCGGUGUUCUUACUGACAUCAAGGUUCUAGAAGCCAUUGUCAAAGAACAAGCACCACUAAUCUGGAGACACAUCAAGCACUACGAGUUGACUUGGGGUCUGCUGACAACAAAGUGGUUCAUCUGCCUUUUUGCGGAAGUUCUGCCCAUUGAGACAGUGCUGAGAAUAUGGGACUGCCUGUUCUACGAGGGUAACAAGGUGCUGAUGCGUGUGGCCGUGACCUUGGUGUUGUCCAACCAGCAGAAGAUACUCAUGAGUCAGGAGUUUGGAGAAAUUAUCGAAUGUUUCAAAGCCAUAACGAAUGAUACCAAUGCCAUUGACUGUCACGCAUUUAUGCAGAAUGUAUUUACGGUGUCUGGAUCCUUUCCGAGAGUGAGACUGGCCAAGCUACGCCAAGACUGUCGAGCAGAGGUGGAAGCUGAAGUGAAAAAGAAAUAAUGACGUGGAAAGCCCCCCCCCCCCAAACCUCUUUAUUUCAUGAUGCAUGACGCCAAUACUUAGAGAAGCCCGCCCUUGUGCGUGUGCUUCCCUGGCUGCUCCUGCUGUCUUCCUUAGCUCUCAUAUUAUUUAAUUUUUAUUGUGUAGAAUAAAUUUUUGAUUUAGUUUUAGAUUGUGUGGAGUUGUGGUAAUUACCAGAUUUCAUAACAGUUAUUUUAGAUUGUGUAAAGUUUUAGUAACUCCCAGAUUUUAUAACAGUUUUAUUUCUUUUUUAAUGGGGUACUUUACGUUGCAGCUUAUUCACCUACUCCACAACUGACCGGUCAGUCAAGUGAUUCAUGUUACACUGACUUGAGUUUUAUCACUUUUCUUAUUGUUUGUGUAUUUCUGAACUGAGAUUUGAUAUUUUGUCUUGUAUAUUUAAAACUAAUCUAAGUUUUUAACUAAACUCAGAGACCUGCACACUGCCUCUUUGCUUUACUGGUUAUUAAUGAGUUGAUUCGUUUUUUAAACGUAAGUGAUUAAUAAUGAUAAUGUAUUAGUUUAUAUGCUUUAUAUACAGUAUCUGUUUAUAAGAUAAGCAUAGUACAAUAAUUGUGGGUUACAUUAUGAGAGACCUAAAUGAGAAUCAGUUUUAAUUUAAUAAGUUAUGUGGGUUACAUCAGUGUCCGGCACAAGUGAUCUUCAGAUAUAUACAGUAUAUAUAUAUACAGUACAUACAGCCAGGGACAAAAGUUCGCUCCCUGUGGUGAAACUAAGUCAUGGGAAUGAGUCUCCGAACUGACUUACAUUAACUGUUGUGUCUUGUUUGGGGUCGGUGUUGCUUCAUUUUUGGGAGGGAGUGAACUUUUGACCCUAACCAUACUGUAUAUGUGUUCUUGAAGUGUUUUAACAUUAUAUCAAUGGAGGUUCAAACUGCAUACACACCGUUGAACCCUGACUUACCAUUGGUACAGUAUCUAAUGCAGUGAUCACCAAUGUUUCCACUGUAUCUCACUUGGUGUCUGAAUCAACAUGUGUCAGCAGUUACUUGACGUUCACUUAGUAUGGUUGUCGAUAUAAUGUUGCAACCUUAUAGGAGCCACACUUUUGGGGAAAUAAAAAUUGAUUAUUAUUUAGAGGUAUAUUUGGUAGUUAAUUACUAUGACUAAUAUGCUUUUCUAUCAGUUAACAUAUGUAUAAUUAUCUUUUAAGCUCUUUUUUUUUCUAACAAACUUAAGUUCUACAUUAUGAUGUAUUUGCUCAGUACUACAACACACAUUUUGUUUUUUAUAUUUUGCUGUAUUUAAAGAUGUUGUAUUGUUGCUGUAUCCUUAUAUGAACCUAUUAUAAUGUUGCUGAUCUUGGCACAUUAGAAGUUCUUAGACUGGGCUGAAUAUUACUGCAACAGUGAUGAGUGAUUCUUUUUUGGUAUGAUAAAUUAAUUCUUUAUAUAAUCGUAUGUUUCCAGAGAAGAGAGCAACAUGUAUUAUCCCUUUUGGUCUUGGAGGGUUAUAUCCCCAUUUUUAAACUUUUAUCCUCAAAAGGGUUAAAUCAUUUUCAUCAAAAGGACUAAAUUGCCAUCCUUAAAGGGUUAAACCAAGUCACCAAAAGGAUCAAACCAUCAUCCCCAAAGGGUUAAAUUAUUGUCACCAAAAGGAUUAAAUCAUUGUCCUUAAAGGGUUACAAUAAUUAUCAUCAUCAAAAGGAUUAAACCAUUGUCAUUAAAGGGUUAAAGCAUCAUCAACAAGGGGUUAAGUAAUAUAUAUGUAGGUGAUGUAUUUUGUUACAUUGUUUUAGCUAUCAAACAAUCCUUUAACCCGACAACUGCUCCAUUUGGGAUACCAUGUAAAAAACUUAUACAGUACUGUACUCAUCAUGGGUGGUGAGUGUUGUGUUUUUAUGCAAUGAGGCGGAGAAUAAUUGACAGUUGCUGAACCCUGGUUGUGGUGGUGGUGGAAGAUGUGGUUGUGGUGAUGCAAGAGGUGGUGCGGCAGUGAGUGAUAAGCCUUUUCGUAGGUAGUAAGUCAUGUUGUGGCGUGGGUGAGGGGCCACUGAGGAAAGGAGGAGGGUGAUGAGGCAUAAAUAGCUCCACUUCAUUACAAGAUGAUGAUGACAAGUUGUUUUGAGGCUCCACCAGCCUUGUGUCUUACACGAGUGUCAAUCAGUCAUCGAUUUUCCAUUCUAAGUAUGAUUUUUGGCGCACAGCUUUAAAUUUAUGGCGCUAAAUGCUACUUGUUUUAAGACGAUGAUAGGGUGAUUUUUGUAAAUAAGCCGUAGAUGACGAUAGCAUUCAUUUAAAGGGUUGAACUUUAAGUUAACUUUGAUUUUAUUGGUAAAGACUUGAAUUACAAUGUUUAAUUCAACUGACAAGACUUUCUUGCUGCUUCCACUUAAAUCAUUUAUUAUAAUUAACUUAUUAAGCAGUACAGUGAUGUACUGUGAGAGUUCUUUCUAGAAGUUUAAACCUGAGAAGCCAGACACAGUUGUGAUAGCUGAUGUGGCUUACUCAGAGAUGCUUAUGCAAACAUACAGUACAGGUUAAUAUUGAUAGCCUUUUUAUAUGCUUAAAUAUAUAAGAGAAGGGCUGAAUACAUAGUCUUUUGCAAUUAUGGGGUCAGUUUACUGUAUUAUUAUAGUUUUGGUCAUCGGGGCGGGGUAGAGCCCCUCCAGUUAGAUUAGAUUAGUUUGGAUAUCUAAAUACAGUGGUCCCUUGGUUAAUGAACACAAUAUCGUUUCAGAAGG